This is a messenger RNA of Neurospora hispaniola, 892 nucleotides long. RefSeq lists its product as uncharacterized. The transcript has 2 exons. The coding region runs from base 184 to 876 and encodes 230 amino acids. The record is from RefSeq and is a predicted model, not a curated record. Lineage: Eukaryota; Fungi; Ascomycota; Sordariomycetes; Sordariales; Sordariaceae.
UCAAACCUCCCGAGCCCACGAACGCCUGUUAUAAGUUACUACUUCCAACAUCUCGACACCUCUAAAUCCAGACCCCGGCACUUUUUUGGGGGUAAAUACCUUCCCAUUCAAUCAUUCCCAAAUAUCCAGAACCAAUCGACCCCCAAAUACCUACCCCUGAAAGCGGCAAUCAUCAGACCCAAGAUGCCUCCAGCUCCGGCUUCGGCUCCGGCUCCCCCUCGCCGUCCAAUCCCAGAGGAGCUCAAGAAUGUUUAUCUCAUGAUGGCCAUCCAAGAAGCCCCCGAGUCCACCAUCCGAACCGUUCUUCGAGCUCUCUGCGGAGACGCGGACUACAAAGCACGAAUCAUGACUCUCAUGUUCAACAAGAAGCUUCCACUCAAACCUGAAGCCACCACCACGGCCGCUGAAGCCUCCACUAGCACUUCAGGAUCAAGAAAAAGAAAGGCUCCCAACACGGAGAUCUGCAUCCAAUGUGACGAGCCCUUCGAAGAAGGAGACAAGAGCGUAACGUGCAAGCAUCAUCUGUUCGACAUGGAACUAGACGAGGACGACGAGACUUGGCUCGAGAUGCCCAUUUUUCCAGAGGAGAUAGCGGAAACUCCGUUCUACCGCAAGGAAAACCCACAGGGCUUUGUCUUUCCUUGCUGCGGUACAAAGGGAAGCCGAAGCAGGGUGAAUAGGGGAUGCACGAUGGGGAGACAUCGGGCGGCGGAUGGGAAUAGGACCAAGUAUCCCGGGGAUAUCAAGGAGAGUUCUACCGAGGAGGAGGACGACGACGACGACGAAGAGACGGACAAGGAUAGUGAAUAUCCGGAGGGGCGAGUUGAACGUAACGAGGAGGAUGGGAUUAAGAACGCGGAGGGUUACGGAAAGUAAUGGUCACUCUAGAAAG